AUGAGUUCGAAUUCUCUGAGGUUUAGUCAGUUAGACGAAGACAAGAGACGUAAGAAAAGCGUCGAUCUUUAUGGGUUCCUCGAGAAGAACAAGACAAAGAUGACGAAUUUGACGAAGAAGACGAAGAGGGAUGUAUUAAAGUAUCCAAUCUCUGAUCAUUACUCUCCCGACCAAAUCUCCCAACUGAUUCAGUCCUUGGAACUAAGUUACUCUAAAUUGCAAGAAAGGCUUCGUUUUCUCGAGGCACAGAACCAGAAAAAGACAAACUUGGAAGAUCACAACGGUUUAAGCCGUCCAAUGUCUCUGAACCAUCAGGUUCAUCAGCAGACCCAAUCCUUGAACCCUAGCCAGUUCUCGCUGGUUAUAUAUAACCAUGAGGAUGCUACUCUCUCUCAAAUCCCACUUUCUGCAUCAAAUUUCAACCAAAGGCCCACUCAGUUCACCAAUUACACAGAUGAUUACUCGAUGAAUCAAGAGCUUUAUGGUUGUGAUCAGAAUAUGUUUUUGGGUAACAAAUUUCAACAUCCUUGCUUCUCCAACACACAAGAUUACUCAACAGUACAAGAAUCUGUGAAUAACUACGGGUUGGAUCAAUUGAUGCAGCAUGAGCUUAAUGAUUAUGAUCAGAACAUGCGUAUGAGUGAUAUUACCAGCAGCAACCACUUUCAGAUUCCUUUCGUCUCACACACACAAGAUUACUCAUCGGAGUCACAACAAUUUGCAAAUAACUACGGGUUGAAUCAGAAAGAGCUUCAUGGUUAUGAUCAAAACAUGUGUAUGAGUGAUAUCACCAACAGCAAUGUUCUAGAUCCUUGUCUCUCAAACACUGUUUCAGAUGCGUUCUGUUCUGAUUUUCAGGACCCAUAUGGUUGUAUGGUCGGUAAUACUAGCUUUUCUCAAGACCUUUCAGAUAUGUUUUCAAGCUAUGGUGUUCAAUGUGAUAAUACUAGCAGUCUACUUCAGACAUCUACUCUACCAUCUCCCUACACCAUUCCUAACUGCUAG
Messenger RNA from Eutrema salsugineum, 1005 nucleotides. Its product is annotated as agamous-like MADS-box protein AGL75. The coding region runs from base 1 to 1005 and encodes 334 amino acids. The record is from RefSeq and is a predicted model, not a curated record. NCBI's taxonomy places the organism in Eukaryota, Viridiplantae, Streptophyta, Magnoliopsida, Brassicales, Brassicaceae. The transcript has 2 exons.